Messenger RNA from Vicia villosa (hairy vetch), 1101 nucleotides. Its product is annotated as F-box/kelch-repeat protein At3g23880-like. The transcript has a single exon. The record is from RefSeq and is a predicted model, not a curated record. NCBI's taxonomy places the organism in Eukaryota, Viridiplantae, Streptophyta, Magnoliopsida, Fabales, Fabaceae. The coding region runs from base 1 to 1101 and encodes 366 amino acids.
AUGUAUGGUAGUUUUAUUGGAUUUGACUACGAACGUGGUGUCAUUCCCUACUCGGUAAACAGUUUACUCGACAAUCCUUCGUUCGACUUUUCCGUAGACUCUUACUAUCUGGUGCAAGACAAAGGAUGCUCUAAUAUAGUUGGUUCCUGCAACGGAUUGAUCUGUUUGGUUGGUGAAUAUAACACAUAUGAGUAUUAUGAGUACUUGUUCCGAUUAUGGAAUCCAGCCACCGGGACAACAUCUCCUAAAUUUGGGUUCUUAGGCUCAUUGCACGAUCCUCCCGCCGGCCCUGUCUCUCGUUAUGACUGUUGUUACAAAUUCACCUUUGGUUGUGAUAAUUCUACAUCCACUUAUAAGUUAGUGGCUUCAAGUUACGAUGCACAUGCUCAUAGAAGCUAUGUCAGAAUUCUAAGUUUCGGUGAUAAUGUUUGGAGAAAUAUUCAAAGUUUCCCUGUUGAUCCUUUGUAUUCUGACUUAUCUUAUCAAUAUUAUGGAGAUGUUAGUGUGUAUUUCAAAAGUACUAUUAACUGGUUGGCUAUUCAAAAUCAUUUAUGCUAUGAUUCUACCAAUAUUGAGGAUAUUAGUAUCGAACAAUUCGUUAUUGUUUCCCUUGAUUUGAGGACUGAGACAUACAAUCAGUACUUAUUGCCUCCUGAAUUUGAUCAAGUUCCAACUGUAGCUCCAAUUAUUAGUGUGCUGGGAGACUGUCUUUCUUUUUCUUAUUGUUAUAAUGAAACCCAUCUUAUUAUAUGGCAGAUGAAGAAAUUUGGGGUUCAAAAUUCUUGGACUAAAUUUCUUAAAAUUAGUUAUUGCAAUUUUCAAAUUCAUUAUGACUAUAGUAAUGAAGAUAUAGAGGGUAAUGAAGAUAUAGAGUAUAAUUUUGAAUUGAGGCCGCUGUUUCUUUCUAAGGAUGGUGAUACACUGGUACUUAACAAUAUCAUUCAAGAAUGCCAAACAAUUCUCUAUAAUUGGAGGAAUGAUAUAGUAGAACGGACAAAAAUUACUGCAACUACAAUAAUUACUUGUGAUAGCACUGUCCAUAAUGCCUCUUGCACAGCCUAUGAUUAUAUUGAAAGCUUAGUUUCAGUUUCUGGAAAGUAA